This is a messenger RNA of Betta splendens (Siamese fighting fish), 2023 nucleotides long. RefSeq names its product ATPase H+ transporting V1 subunit C2 (gene atp6v1c2). NCBI's taxonomy places the organism in Eukaryota, Metazoa, Chordata, Actinopteri, Anabantiformes, Osphronemidae. The transcript is spliced from 13 exons. Gene Ontology annotation, cellular component: lysosomal membrane; vacuolar proton-transporting V-type ATPase, V1 domain. The record is from RefSeq and is a predicted model, not a curated record. Bases 170 to 1300 code for a protein of 376 amino acids. Gene Ontology annotation, molecular function: proton-transporting ATPase activity, rotational mechanism. Gene Ontology annotation, biological process: proton transmembrane transport.
ACAAUGGGCUGGCUGUCAGUUUUAGGUGGAGCUUCUGCUUAGACUGUCUCCGCACUCACAGUGGCGCUGACACAGGACUGUCAUGAGGAUACUCUAAAGUUUAUUUUGUGCCAAACGCUUAUUCUUGUGGGGAGGAUUUCUGAGUUGUCUGUGUGAAAUAUUUGGAGUCAUGACAGAUUUGUGGGUGAUUUCUGUCCCAGUGGACAAGACCAGCUCAACCAGUGUAGAUAAACUCAAACACACAAUUGCCAAAACCAAACUGGCCACCUGCUGCAAGUUCUCCAUUCCAGAGCUCAAGGUGGGAAUACUGGACAGUCUGCUCAGGGUGUCAGAUGAUCUCUCCAAGCUGGACACGCUGACUGAAGGUUUGAUCAGAAAAACGUGUCAGUGUAUGAAGGAUGUGAUGGACCAUGCCAUCGACAAAGUGCUGGAAAAUGCUUUGGCCAAUGGAAUGGACCCAAUGAGCUACGUGACACAGUUUCAGUGGGACCAGGCUAGGUAUCCCACAUCUCUGACACUCUCCAACCUGGUAGACAUCAUCAACAAGGAAAUUUUACAAGCAGAAGCAGAAUUGAAAACUCAAACUCUGGCAUACAGCACUGUGAAAUCAAGCCUACAGAUCCUUGAGCACAAACAAGAGGGGAGUAUAAAAAAUCACAGUCUGAAUGAAAUAGUGAAGAAAGAAGACCUGGUUGUGUCAGAGUACCUCACCACAGUGCUGGCAAUGGUGACCAGAUCCAGUUAUGUUAAGUGGGAGGGGACCUAUGAAUCCCUGUCAGAGUUUGUGGUUCCUAGGUCAAGCAGGAAACUGUAUGAGGAUCAGGAGGGAGGCAUUUUUGCCGUUACGCUGUUCAAAAAAGAUUUGUCUCGUUUCAAAGCCAAAGCCCAGGAGAGCAAGUUCAUUGUGCGCGAGUACAGCUUUGAUGUGGAGGAGCAGAUGAAGGAGGAGAUACAGCAGCUUGCAGUCCACAAAAAGGAGCAAUACGGAGUCUUUGUACGUUGGCUAAAGAUGACUUUCAGUCAGGUGUUUAUUGCCUGGAUUCACUUGAAAGCUUUAAGGGUGUUUGUGGAAUCAGUCCUCAGGUAUGGAUUACCUGUCAACUACCAGGCUUUUCUGCUGCAGACUGAUAAAAAGCGCUCAAAGAGACUCAGAAAAGAACUGGCCUCAUUGUUCAAGCAUCUGGACCCCACUGUCUGCAAGACAGAUGUGAACUGUGACAUCCCAGGAAUCAUGCAGCAGGAGUACUUUGCAUACAUCUGCUUCCAAAUCAGCACCAACAUGUUGGACUACACUUACUAGGCGACAAAUAGAGAUAUCACAGUCUUACAGCGCAAAGAAGGGCCCUGGUGCUCCUGCUGUGAAUGAAUGAAUGAAUGAAUUUUACUUUAUUUAAAUGUCAUGCCAUUUCAUGGUCCAUGCCUGAAGGGAAGACACCUUCAAUCUAUAACUUCCAGAAGGCUGGUCACAUGGUAAUUCAAAUAAUCAUUUAAAAAAUAUAAUAAUAGAUGUAUUGAUUAAUCAAAAUCAUAAAUUUAUAUUAAGACUACAAUAAAACAUGUAUGAUGAGGAAUAUCUUUGAAUGUCUUUUCAACAUGACAUGGCAUUAUCAUUAGCCAGGGGAGUCUGAUUGCAGGUAACAAAGCUAACAACUUUAGCUGCACACUGUGCACUUUGAUCCAGUUUCUUCCAGUGUUUUAUUUUGAAAGAACGUGAACGUAUAACAUUGAUGUCACUGUAUAGCUCUGCAAUUGAAGAACAUUCUUCAAAGAGCCCUUUAAGCCAUCACAUCCUCACAUUAAUACAUUUAUUUAUGCAUAGUUGUAUAUUAUUCAUAAUAAAAAAACAGUCCCAUGUAUUUUUAAGUAUAUUCUGUUGAUACAGUAAAUAAUAUCUCUUUUGGCUCGUAUGUAAUCAGAAUGAUUUUAAAUGUAAUGCUGUUAACUAUGGAAGUAUUCAGAUCCUUAAAGGUUAAACUAAUAAUAUUGCAAUUCAAAUCCUUCUAUAAUAAUAAAUGAUUAUUGA